Melampsora larici-populina 98AG31 is the source of this 1223-nucleotide messenger RNA. RefSeq lists its product as uncharacterized. The coding region runs from base 25 to 1056 and encodes 343 amino acids. NCBI's taxonomy places the organism in Eukaryota, Fungi, Basidiomycota, Pucciniomycetes, Pucciniales, Melampsoraceae. The transcript is spliced from 5 exons. The record is from RefSeq and is a predicted model, not a curated record.
CUCUUUACCAGAUCCAAUUCCAUCAUGACAACAAAUCAACAAGAACCCAUCUCGUCUUCAAUCAUUCAAUCAGUUCCAUCUCAACCAUCAACUCAUCAUCAACAUCAUGAUCAAUACUCUGGUACAAUUUAUGAUCCAGAUGCUGAUCUCAUCCCUGUUCAACAAGAUGACCUUAUUCGACUCAAGAUCUUUAUCCCAUUCGCUACCCUAAGCGCUCUGUUUGCAAACCUUGUCUCAGCUAUAAUCAUCAAACCAUCCAUGGGUGAAAUCAAUAAUCGAUACUAUACACUUGUCACUCCCGAUCCGAUCUUCAUUGGACUUUAUUGGAUUGUUCUUUUUACUCUUCUCGUCGUUCUUACUUUUAUGAUCGUCUUUACUUCUAAUCAAAGAUAUCGUACUGAACAAACUAAACAACUAUUUGUGAACGCUCUGGGAUUUCGAUACGUUCUUGCACUCUUUUGUUUCACACUUUGGCCCUUUUUCUGGGCAGGUCGAUUGAUGAGCGUUGCAGCAGCUCUUUUGAUUAUAAUCUUUGGACUCUUACUCUCAAUACAUUUCUCAUUACUUAGGAACUUUCCUACUUCUGCUCUUAAAAGGCCAUUUAGUUUCUUAUUUGUUCAUUUACCGCUGCGUCUUUUCUUGCUGGUUCUUUGGCAAGUCGAUAUACUCCAAACUGUUUUGAUUGCUUUGGGUUGGUAUAAGAUUAGACCUGAUGGAGAAUGGGAAGCACAUCAUCGUGCGCAUGUUUGGAUUGUCUUUGGACUUAUCAUUGCAAUUGGAGUGAUCAAUUCGCUUGUGACCCUCUUAAUGGAAGAUGUGAUAUGGACCAUUGGAUCAAUUUGGCUCACAGCAGGUGUAAUAAGAGGUGGAGGUGGUAGAAUGGGAAAAUUAGGAGAAGAACCUUUAUUAGCUGGAACCAUGAUUGGAUUAGCAGCACUUCAAUUGCUUUGUUUGGCUGGUACAAUUGGUGCUAAGAUUGGUAGGGUUAGAAAACUUAGAAGAGAACAAGCUAUUCAAUUACCUGUUGAUGAUGAUCCAUCUGUUAUUGAAGGAUAGUUAUUUUCUUCUUCUUUUUCUCAAUCAAGUUUUGUAUCAUUAUUCUCAAAAGCUCAGUUACCAUUAUUUCUUUUAUUUUUUUAAGUUAUCAUCAUUAGCAUCAUUUGAAAUUUCUCCUCAUUGUUUUCUCUUCAGACUUAUUCAUAUAAAAAGUUGAAUAUCCAAGC